AUGAAACGUCAACGUAUAAAUGAUGGUGAUGGGCAUAUUCCAUAUGUAGAAAAGCUUUACAGGAAGGCUCAAGAAAAUUAUGAUGAAGCCGGUGGAUUUAUGGAUGAUGAUGAUGAAUACGCUAGUAUACGGGAGCGUAUAGCUGAGUCACGCCAUAAACGUAAUAUUUUAUGUUUGGAGGAAGCUGCUAACUCCAGCAAUUUAGAACGACCAGAUGAUUGCAUCGAUUGCAAAAAUCCCUUAUGUGAUUCAUUUUUAUGGGAAAAAUUUAGUUAUCCCGUUUGCGAUAAGUGCAGAGAUGACAAAGGUUCGCAUAAAUUGAUUUCACGAACGGAAGCCAAAAAUCAGUUUCUUUUAAAAGAUUGUGAUAUCGACCUUCGUAAACCAGUUUUAAGAUUCAUCUCAAAAAAAAAUCCACAUAAUCCUCGUUAUGGAGACAUGAAAUUAUAUCUUAAAGCACAGCUAAAGCAACGUUGUUUGGAAGUUUAUGGUUCAAUAGAAGCAUUUGAAAAAGCUAAAGAAACACGGACAGCACUGAAAGAAGUACGAUUAGAAAGACGAUUCGAGAAGAAAAUUAAAGAAAUGAGGCAACAGGUACGCGGACCGAAAAGUUUCAAUAAUAGCAAUGUUAGAGCCCACGAUCAUGUUUAUGGAGAUGAAAUGUAUGACUCCAAAAAAGAUGAAUUUUGGAAAGUUUGCAAAAUAUGUGAGUAUAAGCUGACGUAUGAAAAAAUGUGA
Messenger RNA from Thelazia callipaeda (thelaziosis nematode), 738 nucleotides. The record is from the annotation of a GenBank genome assembly. NCBI's taxonomy places the organism in Eukaryota, Metazoa, Nematoda, Chromadorea, Rhabditida, Thelaziidae.